AUUUCCGCCGCUCCUCUCUUCUCCCAUGGCAAAACCGAAAUGAAGAAAGGAAAUCCAGACAAACCAAAUCUCAAUUCGCUCUUCCUUCUGUUUCUCCCUUCCGAUCCUAUCUCCGACUUGCUCUCUUUCUCGUCUCGCCCAAAACACCAUCUCUCCUCCUCUUUGUCGAGACGAGUAGAGGACCCGACGACAGGAAGAUCGACGACGACUGUAACCAGAUGGUCGCCGGCGAAGACAACGACGAAAGCGAGCUUUCUUUAAUAGGUUGCAUGUUGAUUUUAAGGUUCGAUUUUGCUAGGUUUGGGGGUUCUGAAUAAAUUUCCUGGGUUUUUGAUGGAGGCGAGUGGGAAAGGAAGGAGGAGAUGGAGCAGGCGCCGACGUUUCAUUCCCGGCACCGCCGGCAUAUCGUCAGUUGGGGCUUCCGAUUUGUGAUUGGACGAAGGAGAUAAGGUGGCCGACGAUAGAGGCCUGGCAGUGACGGGGGGACGAGGAAAGGGCGAAGGAAGGAAUGAAGGUCAACAACGGCAGCUCUGAGCUUCUCCGGCGGCGACAA
Linum tenue is the source of this 553-nucleotide messenger RNA. The record is from the annotation of a GenBank genome assembly. NCBI's taxonomy places the organism in Eukaryota, Viridiplantae, Streptophyta, Magnoliopsida, Malpighiales, Linaceae.